Somion occarium is the source of this 1816-nucleotide messenger RNA. Lineage: Eukaryota; Fungi; Basidiomycota; Agaricomycetes; Polyporales; Cerrenaceae. The record is from the annotation of a GenBank genome assembly.
AGCGUCGAGUGACCAGAUUGCAAACUGCCUCCGAGUCCUCAAGCUGAAUUCAAGUUGCCUCUCCAUAAUGUUCGACAACGAGGAUCAUGUAUAAAACUUUGCUAAAAUCUCCGAAUCAUUCACAGCCAAGCUGCAAUUUUACUGGCGAUGACCGAACAACGCACGCUUUACCAUUUUACCCCAUAGCACUGUUCGAGUUUCGGAACGCUACGCACCUGUAAUUCGGAAUUCGCUACUUCAUGGGGCCAUAUAUUCUUGGGCUCUCCUGACAUGCUAGUUCCGUCAAGCUUCUCUCGUUCGGUCCAGGUGUUUCUCUUCUCCCCUCAUCUUUCCUUCCUAUGUCGCUCCUCCUGCCCUACUCCCAGUGGAAAAGCUGGAGAGAUCGCGUUCGUCACUUUACGUGGGCUUGGCAUGCUGUGAUCAUGGGCACCGGCGCGGUGUCGGCAUUGCUGCACAAUUUUCCAUACAAUAGCGAUAGUUCUGCGCUGAAGAUAAUGGCGCUGAUUAUCUUCCUGCUUAAUCUCGUGCUGUUCGUCUUCGUUUGCAUAUGUACUGUGCUGCGAUACAUUCUAUACCCAGAGAUUUGGUCACGCAUGAUCGCACAUCCAGCUCAAAGUCUAUUCAUAGGCUGUUUCCCCAUGGGAGCUGCAACUCUAAUAAACGCUGGUUUGGCAGUGAAUCAAGACUGGGCCACAGGGGGAAAAGCCUUCUUAUACACAUUAUGGGGAUUCUGGUGGCUCGAUUCUGCUGUCUCUUAUGUGAUUGCUUUCGGGAUGAUAUACGCCAUGAUGGUGAAGCAGGACCAUGCUGUAUCGAGGAUGACCGCAGUUUGGCUCUUACCUGUUGUCACCCUUAUUGUCGCAUCAUCCACCGGCGGUCUGCUCGCGAACGCACUUCGAGCCCAUUCUCAUACGCUCGCGCUGGUCACAACGGGUUUCUCGCUGACAAUGGUUAUCAUCGGUCUGACAUUUGCGCUCAUGAUGAUUACCGUAUACCUUCUACGUCUAAUUAUUCAUGGCCCACCUGAUCCAUCGCUCAUCCUUUCCGCCUUCGUCAUUCUCGGACCUCUCGGUCAGGGCGGGUUCUCUCUUCUAGUCAACGGACAGGAUCUUUCGCUUUUGCUCCCUUUGCAUAUCGGGUCCGACUUCCCUCAAUCUGAGCUGACAGGCCAGAUGCUCUUCGCAGGAUGUUUCGGAGGAGCAUACAUUCUCUGGAGCAUGGGCAUCGCAUGGAUCCUCAUUGCAUGUUUCUCUAUUGCGCAUGUGUCUCAUAAUGCCAAGAUUCCAUUCUCACUGGCGCACUGGGGUCUGAUUUUCCCGAACGGAGUUUUUGCGUUGUGUUCUGUACAGCUAGCAAAAGUGCUUGACAGUGGGUUUUUUCGAGCAUUUGGUGCAGCUUGGUCAUGUAUCGUUUUCUUACUUUGGAUUACGGUGUUCUUCCGAAGCAUACCAUCCUUCAUCGACGGAUCCAUGUUCAAGGCGCCCUAUGUUGUUGACCCUCCCCGAGGGCGCGACCCAUUGGCGCUCCAUGUCGAUAAAGAAAGCGACGUAGAGCGAGGUGCAGACCGGACGUCGACAAUCUCGACGUUGAGGCCGCAACUGACAAAAGCACAGUAAUGUUAUGAUGACCUUGAAGACCAUGAUUUCUAUACAGUACAUUGGAGUCACGAGCUCUUUAGUAUUUUAUGCAUUUGCAUUGGCGCCACUGGAGUAAAUUUUCGAUUUGGUAGGACAAUGGUAGUGUGUUGUAGUUAAAGCUGCUCGUAAUUCCCUACAUAGAUGAUGAUGAUGAUGCAUGAUACCUCUUGACGUCCUCC